ACUUCCAGCCACGACUCGAUAACUAGCAACAAUCUGUCGCUGACAAAUGCCAAUCUAACCAUCGGCGUCAGUGGAAAUGAUGGAUCGGCUUCUAAUUUGAUUGACACAAAUUUGGGGGGAGGCUCAGGCUGCAAUAGCCCUUCACCUAGCCCUACUCCAUCACCUUGGCCAAGUCCCAGGCCCUAUACCAAGAGGGAUCACUCUAGACCUCAUUCGGAUGUUGCUAAUUUCGUCAAUAAAGAUAUAUCCCCUAGCAAACCAGAGGAUCAACAAAACCAGGAAGCAAUUAAUCGAUCUUCGGACUCUGCCGAACCUGGACGGAAUUCAGCGUACGAAGUUAGAAAGGAAACCAGAGCUGGAGAUCGUACCAAGAAAAAGUCAUCAUGGUAUAACGUACUUUAUCCAACUUAUAAAUCACGAUCUGAGGAUUUUAAAAGGAUUUUUAAAGACGUUCCGGAUGAUGAACGACUUGUUGUUGAUUACUCUUGCGCCCUGCAGCGAGAUAUACUUGUUCAUGGAAGAUUGUACGUAUCCCAAAACUACAUAUGUUUUUAUGCAAACAUAUUUUCAUGGGAAACGUCAGUAUCUCUGCGUUGGAAGGACGUCGCCUCAAUAACGAAGGAGAAAACUGCGCUAGUCAUACCAAAUGCUAUACUAGUCUGUACGGAAACGGACAAAUUUUUUCUCACAUCAUUCGGGGCCAGGGACAAAGCUUAUCUUAUGCUCUUCAGAGUUUGGCAAAAUGCACUGAUAGGUCAGCCAAUGAGCAUGACCGAAAUGUGGCAGCUUGUUCAUGCCUGCUAUGGUGAUGAGCUUGGCCUUACUUCUGACGACGAAGAUUAUGUACCUUCGCUCUUACCCGCACAGGAGGAUAAAAAAAUCUCCAUUCAACUCUCAGUCGAAUCGUAUUCCGAAGCUGAAGGGGGAGCAGUGGUUAAUUCAGAUAAUCUAUUGAUGCCACCUCAGCCCAACAAUUCGUCUAACCCUGAACUUGACAGACGUUCAUCAACUAGACCAGAGUCUCAUCUGGAUCCUACCGAUCUCAGUGAUACGACAGAGAGCGAGGCCGAGAAGCAUCCACUACGCAUUGCCCUACGCAGUAAUGCAGUGUGCUCAGCUGUGCAUGAUGGACGGCAACUUUGUAACGCAACAUUACCUAUUCAUAUAGAUCAAUUAUUCACAUUGCUCUUUACCAACUCAAAGUUCUUCUUGGAUUUUCAUACGGCACGAAAAACCACCGAUCUGGUACAAUCGGCAUGGACACAAGACAGUCAAACGGGUCAAAAAUCAAGAACGGUUUCACUAACUAUAUCACUGUCGCAAUCUGUUGGCCCGAAAUCUUCCCAAGUAACAGAGACGCAGAUAAUGCUACCAUGCAGCAGACCUGGGCAUCUAUACUGUAUAGAUAUAGAGAGCAACAACGCAGGUAUACCUUAUGCAGAUUCAUUCAGCGUUCACACGCAUUACUGUAUGACAAGUUCUACGGAGGGUGAGACAAACCUUGCAGUAUUUUCACAAAUUAAAUACAAGAAGAAUGUCUGGGGUCUUGUUAAAAGUUUUAUCGAGAAAAAUUGUUGGGCUGGAUUAGAAGAGUAUUUUGGUAGCUUGGUAAAAGCGCUGAGCGUUGAAAGUGAGGAAGGUAAUGUUGGAGUGGGAUUGAAACGCAAGGCGAGACGACGAAGGCGGUUGACCGGGGCUGGCGCAUCUCUACAAGCACAUCCCACAGAUCACUUACAGUCUUGCCACCAAGCCGUUACAGCAGACUUGCCACGAGUAUACAACAACAAUGUUUCAGGUGUUCGCAACGACACCAGCAACAUAGUAAGCUGGAUACUUCUCUUAGCAGUUUUAUGCCUUAUGCUAAUAAAUGGUUUACUUUAUUAUAAAUUAUGGGGCUUAGAAGAAGCUGCUGCUUACACCAUUAUGGAUCUACACGUUCUCAAAAAUACACCAAAGACGGAAGAGGAUUGGAUAAACUUGUUGCAACAACAAGAGAGUCUUCAUAAUGUGGAAAUGAGGAAGUGGCAGAGAGUUUUGCACACAGCGGCUCAAUUAUUGAGACAGACUGAAGAGUCAUUGACUGAACUGCAAAUGAGUAUUCAUCCAACGGUAACAGACAACGUGAUAUCUGUGUUGAAAACGUUAUCUUCUUCAAAGUCUUCUGAAUCUAGAUCUGAUCAUCAGAGCUACGAAAUGUAAAUAUCGUCGAAGUACAGAGGAUCAUGGUAGAGUAUAAAAAUUUGUAUUAUUUUUAUUUUCCUCUGGGAAAAAAAGCAACAAGAAUAUAGUGAGGGAUCAUAGAAAAAAAAAUCACAAGCAAAAGGUUACAAUUUUACUUUUUAUCGAAAGUUUUUAUUACAAUAUGAUUUAUGAUUUUUUGCGACAGCAUAAAACAAGAAAAAACCAAUAGAGAAAGAGAGAUAACCCUAAAUGAAUUAGAACGUAAAUUAUAUAUUAUUAUACAUUUGGCAAUUUUGUUUGCAGAUUGUGUACUUAAGUGACAGAUGCAUACAAUUAUACAUAUUAUUGACAGCCAAUUUUUGGGGCAGGGAGGGAUUUAUGUUUGAAUGAAAUGCAGAAAAUGAUAUACAUGAAUUUUAACGCAUUUAAAAGUAUUAAUAAUUAUACAAUAGUUAUUGUUAUUAUUAUAUUUCAUUGAAGUAUCAAUUACAAACGAUCAAUUUUUAUCGAUCAAUGCGAUGCUGUACACGUAUAGUAUCUGUGUGUAGUACUGUAAAUUACACACAAACUGUCCGUGGAUUAACGAUUGAAUGAAUGGCGCACAGGUUGUGUAAGUUUGAUCAUUUACUUACAGUUCCUGAACGAAAAAUCAAAGAGCGUGUCUGAGAGGGUGAUAGAAAAGAAGCCCAGUGAAUCUAAAUAUGCUAAAUAUGCUCGCCUGUAGUUAAUUUAUCGAAAAUGAAUUGUGCAUUUACGAAACCUGUGGACCAAUUUUAUUUGGUCGGGUUGGGAAAACGUUAAAUCGAAAGACAAAAAAUCGGAUUAGCAAAUAUUACUUACUAUAGCACAAUAUAGAGUCGAAGUGAGUUAAUAAAUCAAUUAUUGUAUUGAAGGAGCCAGCGAUUAGUGCAAGUAACAAGUAUUAUGAUAUUUAUAUAUAUAUAUAUAUAUGUGUAUGUAUGUAUAUAUAAACAUAUAUUUACAAUACAGUAUACAUAUAUAAAUGAGUUAGUAUAUCAUUGAAAUAACUUGGUAAUAAUAGCCGUAGUUCGUGCAUUAAAAUAUAAAAAAUGAAAGUAGUGGUGAAUACACGGUAUUAACUAAUGACAACAAUUUAAUUGUUGCGCUCUUCUCGUCACGUUCUACGUGUAUCAUCUGUAUUAAUUACGUAAUGUACAAGUCCGUAUUGUUAAUCAUUUCAAACCAUUGAUAAAAUGGAUGUGGUUUUUUAGAAUUCUUUUUUGGUCGCGAUCUGUUCUAAUUUACGUUAAUUUCGAUUUUUUCUGUUGAAGGAUUAUAUGAAAAGUUGACAUUUCAAAUUAUGCGUAUAACGUUACGUAUGUACUGUCAGUACUAUGAUGGUAAUAGGAUAGGAAUAGAUAUAUAUAUAUUUUAAUCACGUUGUAGCAACCUGAAUCAGUUUUUGUACUCAGGCUAUCUGUUAAUAAAACUUUACGUUAAUCAAU
Molecule: messenger RNA, 3647 nt
Organism: Neodiprion virginianus
Lineage: Eukaryota; Metazoa; Arthropoda; Insecta; Hymenoptera; Diprionidae
Product: protein Aster-B-like
Exons: 10
Biological process (GO): intracellular sterol transport
Cellular component (GO): plasma membrane; endoplasmic reticulum membrane; endoplasmic reticulum-plasma membrane contact site
Molecular function (GO): sterol binding; sterol transfer activity
Source: RefSeq, a predicted model, not a curated record